AUGUACAUCAUCGAGGAAGAUAGUGGGGACGACGGCGGAUGCCGUCUGAUCUCCGUCCGUCAGUGCGUCGACGCUGACGGAGCGGGCGAGACGGAAAGCCGGCGGCCCGACGACGAGGACGACGUCGACACCGCUAGCCUGCUGGAUGUCAAGUGUUUCCCACGUGUGCACAAGACGCCGCAUAUCCUGAAGAAGUCCGCCUCUCUGGAGGCGGAGAAGGGCCACGAGUCGAAGAAGGAUCAGUUCCUAAAGUCCUGCGGUCGCGUGGACGCGAGAGCAAACCGGUCGGCUGUCGAAUCGGCCGCGUCUCGAAGCGAGGAGGAAGAGAUCGUCCUCGGCGCGAGCAACGAGAAGCUCGUUGGAAUUUCCGUUCGGUCGUUGGAAGUGGUGGAUUGCAAGAGCGUGUACGACGACCAGGGGUACAAAACCACGGUGAAUUUCCAGUACAGGGACACUCUGACGCGAUCGUGCAACGCGUCCCGGCUCGAGAGAGCACGCGGCUUGAAGAGAAGCGUGUCCGCGCCCGGGAACGGCUCCUGCCAAGCCUCAGGCGAGAAACAGGAUACCUCGUCGACGACCAAAGACAGUGACAGCCAAAGCAAAGACUCGGAGUAUCGGGGCAAGGAAACCAAAGACUUUGCGUUCGCGAGGAGGAGCCCGUUGCCGAAAAGCGCAGCGGACGUCAGCGGCCAGUCGACAGCCAGAUACCAACGUUCCAGGGCCAACAGAUCGCAAACGGCGGAAUUCGCGACGAAGACGGAGCAGUUGAUCGCGAGACGCGGCCAGCAGGAUCAUCCGGCCCGAAGGGCGAGAGCCUCCUCGUUCGUGAUCGAGAGGAAGAGGCAUCGCCAGGCUACAAUUACAUCCUCGAGGUCCAGCGAGGAUCUGUCGAGGAUCUGUUCGUUGAGCAACAACGAGACGACGGAGGCCGAUGGAAUGCGGAAUUGCAACGGCGCGGUGGCGGGCGUCGACGAGAACGAAGGAUGCGUCCUGCUCGGGGUCCGGUCCCUGGAGGAGAGCCCCCAGCUGCCUCUGAUCCCGCGACAGGACGACAGGUGUACCAGAAGGGACAGGGAACGUGCUAGGAUCCUGCGACGCAGGAGAAUCAACGGGAGAUCGGCCUCGGUGCCUAGGGUACACGUGAGUUUAGAUCUUAAACCAGUCGACACGCGAACCAGCCGAAACGAGAUCUAG
Messenger RNA from Heterotrigona itama, 1194 nucleotides. Lineage: Eukaryota; Metazoa; Arthropoda; Insecta; Hymenoptera; Apidae. The record is from the annotation of a GenBank genome assembly.